This is a messenger RNA of Hirsutella rhossiliensis, 1188 nucleotides long. Its product is annotated as quercetin 2,3-dioxygenase. The record is from RefSeq and is a predicted model, not a curated record. The coding region runs from base 1 to 1188 and encodes 395 amino acids. Lineage: Eukaryota; Fungi; Ascomycota; Sordariomycetes; Hypocreales; Ophiocordycipitaceae. The transcript has a single exon.
AUGAAGUGGUCACGUUCUUUCCUGGGCUGGGCGCUCCUCAGCCCAACGGCGAGCGCCCACGCGCGCCGCUGCGAGAGCAACAACAACAGUCUUGUCGUCGACGAGGCGCCCGACUCUGUGCGUCCCUAUGUCCUGCCCAAGUACAAGGGCCGCGCCAUCUUCAUCACCGCCUCGCAAGUCCUGCGCUUCUCCAUCACCGCAAACUCGUCCGACGGUGCCUUCGCCCUCGUCCAGCACAGCGGCAAGGUCUCGGGCUGGACGCCCGCACGCCCGCACACCCAUCGCCGCACUCACGAGCACUUUUACUGCGCAAAGGGCCGCUCGGAGCUCUGGGGCCAGAGGAAUGCCACGGGCGCCAGCCACGAGGCCCGUGUCGGCACCCUGGGCGACUACGGCAGCAUGCCUCCGGGCGCCAUCCACACGUUCCAGCUCGUCGACCCGGACGCCCAGCUCACCCACGUCUUCCACCCCGGCGGCUUCGAGCAUCUCUUCGACGAGUUCAGCUCCGGCGGCUACGACUCCAAGGCCGUCAUGUCGCCCUACCCCCCCGACCCGGAGGACAAGGAGCCCUUCGGAGCCAUGACGCCCGAGCUGGAUGAGAAACUGCAGCGGCUUGAUCUCUACCAGGCCCCCGCCGAGCUCUUCAUCCCUCGCCGUGACUUCGUCAAUGGCACGGCCGGCGCUGGCCUCAGCUGGCACAAUGGAUCCAACGCUCUGCCCGACGAUCCGACCGAGCCCUACUUUGUUGCCAAGGACUACGGCCCCAAGUUCCUCAACACAAACAGUGGAUACAAGAUCCUUCAGCCGCUGGCCACCGCCACUCAGACCUCGGAGACGGGCAACUUCACCAUGGGCACCCUCAUCAUGUCGCCCAAGCUGGACAACGAGACCGUCGAGACGACGCAGCUCCCUCAUCACUUCGCCAUCCAGAUGGAAGAGGGCCAGCUCGCUCUGUCUAUUCCCGGUUAUCCAGAGACGUAUCUGAUCCAGGGAGACGUCGCAUUUAUCCCGGCCGACACCAGCUUUACCUACUACGCCACGGUGCCCUUUACCAAGUUCCUCUACAUGAAUGCCGGAGCGUCUGGCCUCGAUCACCAGCUCUUGCAGGAUAGCAUCUCCUGGGACUUUCCCGUGUACCCUGCCUACGCAGGGUUCCAGUCUCGGAGUUCCUCUACCCCAUCCAGGUAG